Messenger RNA from Coccomyxa subellipsoidea C-169, 1368 nucleotides. RefSeq lists its product as hypothetical. Gene Ontology annotation, molecular function: arabinosyltransferase activity. Gene Ontology annotation, cellular component: Golgi apparatus. The record is from RefSeq and is a predicted model, not a curated record. Gene Ontology annotation, biological process: cell wall pectin biosynthetic process. NCBI's taxonomy places the organism in Eukaryota, Viridiplantae, Chlorophyta, Trebouxiophyceae, Coccomyxaceae. The transcript has 12 exons. Bases 1 to 1368 code for a protein of 455 amino acids.
AUGGGAGCCAUGAAGCCGGCCAUUGUACUGCAAUUCUUUGAGCGAUUCAACCUGUCCACCAUUGUGCUGUCUGACACUGAUACUGUCUGGCUGAGGGACCCUGCAGAAGAGAAGGCCUUGAGAGGGGAGCCUGUCAAUGUCAGCCGCUGCGGCCAUUUACCAGGGUCAACUAUGGACCGCCUGGCGCUCAAUUCUGGCAUCAUUGCCUUCAGAAACAGGCCUGCCGCCAAGAGAUUCUUGCAGCGCUGGCGGUCGUAUUUGCUGGAUCCUGCAAAAGCCAGGCACAUCUCCAGCUCUGGCGCCAAUUGGACUGUGACAGAUCAGCUUGCCCUCAACCUCAUCAUGCAGGAAGGCACGGGUAACGUAGUCCAAAGUGUAAGGGAAGGUGGGCGGCUCGUGUGGCUUGCUGACCGGACAAUAAAGGUCCUGCCACUGCCUGUCUUGGCGGCGGUCAACGGCCAUGUAGCCUUUGAGCAGCACCUGCCUGAGAGGCAUGGAGUGUCCCCAUAUGUGGUCCACGCAACAUUCAAUCGUUUUGGACUGCCCGGCAAGCGAAUGCGCUUCCGGGAGAUGAAUUGGUGGCUGGUGAAUUCAGACGAUUACACCUCUCCUCACCGCCAGUUUAUGACAUAUGACAACAAUGUGGCCGCGUUCCUGGAAGGACUGGAGGGGGCUGAGCGCCCGAUGGUGCCCCUGAAGAAGCACCUGCUUGGCGCAGCCUACCAGGUCGCAGCUCUGAGGGACGCCCUUGCCAUUGCCUGGUUCCUGAACAGGACGCUGAUCCUGCCCCAGUUUCUGGCCUGGUGCGACAUCGACCACAAUGCGGCGGUGCUAGAGAAAUGCGCGACUGUCGGCAGCGACCUUCAGCUUCCCUUCAGAUGCCCGGCUGACUGGUACAUCAACAUGCGGAGCCUCGAACAUAGCCAGCUGCAGCUACGCCACUCCAGCUUCCUGUCCCAGCUUCCCAGGGAUGUUCUUGAAUCGCGAGACGCAGUCACUCUCCUGGACUGGGAGACUUUGUCCUUUGGACUGGAGCAUCCUUCUCCGAAUUUUACUCACGCCUUGUAUCUGGGGACACAGGCUGAGAAGCUUCAGGAUGUUUUGGGGUGGGCGCGCGAUGUAGCUAUCCUUGACUGGCAAGGCUUCCAGCCUGGAGCAUUUGGCGGAUCAGCAGACGCCAACAAAACGGAGCACUUCAACAGGCUCUUCAAGCGGGGGGUCCUGGGAGAAUCCCCAUCAGUUUCAGGCCUCCCGCUGGCUCUACAUUCAGCCGCAGCCCCUGGAAGUCAGAAGAGCUGGCGAGGCCACCAUUUCAUGGCAGGUGCCAAAGCUAAGGCGGCCUGCAGUGUGCGAUUUGCUGGAGCCUGA